AUGCAACGGAAUGUCCCUUUUUAUAAAAUUGUUGCAGGUACUCAUUUUGCAGUGGAUGCUUUCUCAUAUGGCGAUAUACCAAAUGUCAAUAAUUAUUUCCUCACACAUUUUCAUUCAGACCAUUAUUCUGGACUUAAGAAAAGUUUUAAUAAAUUAUUGUUUUGUUCACAAAUCACUGCGGACCUUUGCACUUCACGGCUGGGUGUGAAUCCAAAACACAUCCAGAUAAUGAAUCUUGAUGAAACUAUAACAAUAGAGGGAGUUGAAGUUACCGCAGUUGAUGCUAACCACUGUCCCGGUGCAGUAAUGCUGGUGUUCACAUUGCCGAACGGGAAGACUUUGCUACACACUGGAGACUUCCGUGCCUCUCCAGCCAUGGAGUCUUAUCCAGUCUUCUGGAACAAGGACAUACACACAGUUUAUCUAGACACUACAUAUUGCAACCCGCGCUACGACUUCCCCACGCAAGAUCAAAGCCUGGAGAUGGCUUUGCAUUUGCUCAGGCAAAAGAAGGCGAGCUUGGAGGAAGCUGGCAAGAAGUUCGCUUCAGUCCUCAUUGUAUGCGGGACAUAUACUAUAGGCAAGGAGAAGUUCUUCAUGGGCAUGGCGCGGCGAGUCGGGUGCGCAGUGUGGGCGUGCCCGGAGAAGGAGCGGGUGCUGCGCGCUGUGGAGGGCAGGCAAGCGCAGCAGACGCGCGCGCUGCCCCAGGCGUGCCAGCUGCACGUCGUGCCGAUGCGCGACCUCACGCACGAGGUAGCGGGAACACUUGUGCGCCCGACUGUACUGCGUGCUCGCGUGAGAGAAUUUGAGCGAAGUGACCGCGAGUUCUAUACGUCGCGUUGCGUCGUGCCGAUGCGCGACCUCACGCACGAGGUAGCGGGAACACUUGUGCGCCCGAUUGUACUGCGUGCUCGCGUGAGAGAAUUUGAGCGAAGUGACCGCGAGUUCUAUACGUCGCGUUGCGUCGUGCCGAUGCGCGACCUCACGCACGAGAAACUUCGGGCGUAUUUAGACAGUCUAGAAGGGGUUUUCAGCGAAGUGGUGGCUUUCAAACCCAGUGGCUGGGAGAGUGGAAAAGAGGCAGCUGUUCAGAAAGACCUUGUAACUAUAUAUGGUAUACCGUACAGUGAACAUUCCAGUUUUCCAGAGAUGAUACGUUUCGUUAACUUCCUGAAGCCGAAGCAGGUGGUGCCGACUGUCGAUAUAUCUGGGGGCAUCAAGGCUGUACAGAAAUACUUCCCAUGUCCCCUGGCCUAUAAGGAGGAUUUGAGAAGCCAAAGCAGGGUGACGGACUACUUUAGCGCUCAGAGCCGACAGCAAGUGCAUGCUGUCUCG
Messenger RNA from Iphiclides podalirius (scarce swallowtail), 1335 nucleotides. The record is from the annotation of a GenBank genome assembly. NCBI's taxonomy places the organism in Eukaryota, Metazoa, Arthropoda, Insecta, Lepidoptera, Papilionidae.